This is a messenger RNA of Rubroshorea leprosula, 493 nucleotides long. NCBI's taxonomy places the organism in Eukaryota, Viridiplantae, Streptophyta, Magnoliopsida, Malvales, Dipterocarpaceae. The record is from the annotation of a GenBank genome assembly.
GAUAUAGCAAUUCCUUCCUUCUACAAAACCUACCAAGAGAAACACCAUCCCCAAGUCCUUCCUCGAUCAUCAUGUCGGACAAGUGCGCAGACUGCAACUGCAAUGACCCCAGCAAGUGCGACAAGCCGAAGGGGAGCAGCUACACCGUUGACAUCGUCGAGACUGUCAAGAGCUACACCGCCACCUUUGUGAUGGAGGAUUCGUUCGGUGAGAACGAUGGCAACUGCAAGUGUGGCACCAACUGCCCCUGCACAAACUGCACUUGUGGUGCUUAAGCACGUGCAUGUGCUGAGCCAUGGCACUUCUAAUUGCGUUAAAUAAUCUGUGUUACUCCUAAUAUGUAGUUUGUGAGUUUGUGAGUGAGGAGUGAAUUAUCAGUAAAGUAUGUCUGUGAUUCCUAAGUACUGCUAGGUAUGUAAUUGCCAUGGCUAUGGUUUGUUUGCUUAAAUUAAUGGAAUGUUACUAGUGUGUUUAAUAUAUACACAAGGAUCAC